AAUAGUGGGAGGUCUACCAAUCAGGAUUGUUCCUCAUCAUUCUGAUUGGUCUCUUUCCACCAUUUGGACUUUCCAUUCUGUUUUCCGAGAACCAUGGAACAGCAUUCUAAAUCUUAAAUCUUGCAAUUAUGGUGAAAUUUGACCAAUCAAAUGUAUUUAUUCCCUUAACGCUAUUUUGCUAAAUACAGCCAAUUUUUUUUAUUAGGUUUGUGGUCUCAGCGAUUUUAUAUACUACUAAGUUGUUGGAAAAUGAACCGAAACCGCUGAGAGCAUUAUCGUUUCUCUGAUUAUUGAUUGCAUUUGAUCGAGACAACAAUUUUUUCAACGCUCUCAGGUCAUUUUCAAGCAUACUUACGUGCUCCAGGUCAUAUAAAAUCGCUAGAACAAGCUCAUUUAUUUACUUUAAUUUUUAUUCACAAUUUCAAUUAUCGAUGUAGCAAUAAAAGAAAUAUAUGGUAAUACUAAUUUCGUGAGAAUUUAUUGUUUUUAGUUUCAGUUGCACAGUUUCAAAAAUGCACAAUUAACUUCAAAGAGUAGUUUUCUGCGGUUUAGUUCAAAUAUACUAUUUUAAUAAUUUACUCUGUACAAUUUUGUUGUAUUUACCGACGUGGAUAUAGUUCGUGAUUAGUGGCGAGCUAAAUGAUAGACUUCCUAACCUCUUUUUGUAAAAGAUAACAAAUUAUCGCAAUCACGAGAAGUAAUUUAAAUAAAAAAUAAUCAUAUUCUGAAUGUGAAAGUUUAUUAUUUAUAUUAGAUACUCAUUUACUAUUAUAUGAUGGCCGUAUGCGUAGCAGUAAUAGGUAAAGAUAAUUCACCAAAAUACAUAAAAUGUUUGGAUGAAAAUACAGCACUUCAAUUCCAUUAUAAAGUUCAUACAACAAUUGAUAUCAUUGAAGAAAAACUAAAUGUUGGGAAUAAGACAGCUUCUGAUGUACGAGAAUUGUUUUUAGGAUUAUUAUUUUCAGCGGAAGAUCACAAAAUAUUUGGUUAUGCUACAAAUACUAAAAUCAAAUUUGUUGUGAUAUUGCAAUCAACUAACACAUUAUUGAGAGACAACGAAGUUAGAACGAUUUUUAAGAAAUUACAUGCAGCGUAUGCAAAUGCUGUGUGUAAUCCAUUCUAUGUGCCUGGGGAUCAGAUCAAAUCUAAGUUAUUCGACUUAGCUGUAAUGGAGAUAAUGGGUAUUAUAUAGAUUUAUGUAAGACAUUCCUAAUAUUCUAGUAUAAAAUAUAUGAUUCAUUUUAAGUGUUUAAUACAAUAUAGUUAUUUAUUAUAAAGUACAUCAAUUACUGGAAUAUAAAUCCUCUCACUUCUCUAUUUUUAAUAAAUUACGAUUACAGUA
Messenger RNA from Cephus cinctus (wheat stem sawfly), 1342 nucleotides. Its product is annotated as trafficking protein particle complex subunit 2-like protein. The record is from RefSeq and is a predicted model, not a curated record. Gene Ontology annotation, biological process: endoplasmic reticulum to Golgi vesicle-mediated transport. The coding region runs from base 773 to 1192 and encodes 139 amino acids. The transcript is spliced from 5 exons. Lineage: Eukaryota; Metazoa; Arthropoda; Insecta; Hymenoptera; Cephidae. Gene Ontology annotation, cellular component: TRAPP complex; nucleus; cytoplasm.